UCCUCCUUAAAUAUCAGCCCACAGUCUCACACCAUCAACACAAAGUUUUUUCCGCUUCUCAUUUUCAUAGAUUUCAUCGCCCUGCAAAAUUCAAAUCUCCUACUCAAAUCUCCAUCAAUGGCCAAAGAUCCAGUUCGUGUUCUUGUUACUGGUGCCGCAGGACAAAUCGGAUAUGCUCUUGUUCCCAUGAUUGCAAGAGGAAUCAUGUUGGGUGCAGAUCAACCCGUGAUCUUGCACAUGCUCGAUAUCCCACCAGCAGCAGAGGCUUUAAAUGGAGUUAAAAUGGAGUUGGUGGAUGCUGCAUUUCCCCUUCUUAAAGGAGUUGUUGCCACUACUGAUGCUGUUGAGGCAUGCACUGGUGUGAAUGUAGCAGUUAUGGUUGGUGGAUUUCCUAGGAAAGAAGGAAUGGAAAGAAAAGAUGUCAUGUCUAAGAAUGUCUCAAUCUACAAGUCACAAGCUUCUGCUCUUGAGAAGCAUGCUGCAGCAAACUGCAAGGUUUUGGUUGUUGCUAAUCCAGCAAACACCAAUGCAUUGAUCUUGAAGGAAUUUGCUCCAUCAAUCCCUGAGAAAAACAUUACUUGUUUAACAAGGCUAGACCACAACAGGGCUCUUGGACAAAUCUCAGAGAAACUUGGUGUCCAAGUAUCCGAGGUCAAAAAUGUAAUUAUUUGGGGUAACCAUUCCUCCACUCAGUACCCUGAUGUCACUCAUGCCACUGUUGGUGACAAGUCUGUUCCAGAGCUCAUUAAGGAUGAUGAAUGGUUGAAAUCUGGAUUCAUUAGCACUGUGCAACAACGUGGGGCUGCAAUCAUCAAGGCUAGGAAGCUCUCAAGUGCACUCUCUGCUGCAAGUUCUGCUUGUGACCACAUUCGUGAUUGGGUCUGUGGAACUCCUGAGGGAACUUGGGUUUCAAUGGGUGUGUACUCUGAUGGCUCAUACAAUGUUCCAGCUGGACUUAUUUACUCCUUCCCAGUUACUUGCCGUAACGGUGAAUGGACCAUAGUUCAAGGUCUUUCGAUUGAUGAGUUCUCAAGGAAGAAGCUAGACUUGACAGCUGAAGAGUUGACAGAGGAGAAGGCUCUUGCAUACUCUUGUCUUUCAUAGAUAAUCACUUAAAGAUAUCUCUGGUCUAUAGUCAUGUGCUAUAAAUGCUCAUACUAUUUGUGAGAAUUUUCCAAACAGCUACAAUUCCAUCUUCCAAAAUAAACACCAUUUAAUGGUGAGCUGUUUGUGAUGUAGUAGAUCUUCCAGCUCUGUUGUAGCAGAGAGUAGUUUGAGUUUUUGAACACUUAUUGUGAUAGGCAGAGUUGCCGUUUUCAUCAUUGUCAAAUGAGAUUCUUGUGUUUGCAUCGUUUUCUA
This is a messenger RNA of Lactuca sativa (garden lettuce), 1359 nucleotides long. Its product is annotated as malate dehydrogenase. Lineage: Eukaryota; Viridiplantae; Streptophyta; Magnoliopsida; Asterales; Asteraceae. Gene Ontology annotation, biological process: malate metabolic process. Gene Ontology annotation, molecular function: L-malate dehydrogenase (NAD+) activity. The record is from RefSeq and is a predicted model, not a curated record.